This is a messenger RNA of Lathyrus sativus (Indian pea), 402 nucleotides long. The record is from the annotation of a GenBank genome assembly. NCBI's taxonomy places the organism in Eukaryota, Viridiplantae, Streptophyta, Magnoliopsida, Fabales, Fabaceae.
AUGUCAGUUCCUGUAAAACCCUUCAACAGCAAUAUAUUCACUAGAAGUCUUUCAUCGUCAACUUCAUCUCCUUCUCUUCAACUGAGUUCAAACAACUCACUCAACAACAUCUUGGAAGAAAACGGAUCACUCCAUUUAUCUGCAGCUGCAACCUCGCCUCACAUGUCCGCCACAAUAUUGUUACAAAAAGCUGCUCAAAUGGGUGCAACUGUGAGUAAUAGUAAUGCAUGCAUGGUUAUGACGGAUAAAACAACUGUCGCUACAAACAUGAUGGCACCGCCACCGUUAUUUGGUGUGGUGCAACAACAAGGGCAGUCUUUCAUGAACCACUACAUGCAACAGCAACAACAACCUCAGUACAUUAAUAAUAAUUUCAAUGAAAAUGUGAUGAUAAGUGGAUGA